AUGAAUCCUGGGGUGUCCUAUAUUCUUCUUGGUAUGACGGUACGAAUGGCUUUCAGCUUGGAUCUACAGAUCGAGAGCCACCACUUUCCUCCAGUGGAACAAUACCUUCGCCGUCACGUCUGGUGUGCAGUUGCCUGGCAAGAUUCGCAUUUCAACAUAUCGUAUGAUCGACCGUCCUCAACCACAUUACUUGGAUCGGAGAUUUCUACUCUAAAAACAAGCAGACCUGGUCAUAGGGGCUACGCAGGGAGUAUGAUGUGGAUACUCAAACCGACCCAAGAACUGAUUAAAAACAGAAUAUUCCAGCUUGAAGCCAUUAUGACCACUCCAUGGAUCGUGUCUUGCAUGGAGAAAGUUGCCAGGAUAGUUGCAGACGGCGAGAUCCACCUGCCCGAUCGGAAGCAUUGUUUCAACCAGACGCAACACCUUCAGCGCUUAGGUUUGAAACUACAUUCUAGCUACAUAACCUCAGCGCUGUGUCGGUCGGCACUGACAUCAACGCGACCUUGUGCAGAUCGUCGGUCCCUUCACGAUCGCAGCACUGCUACCCGUGAAAGAGCGUCUACUCAACAGGGUGAGAUCACUCAUGCUGACAUGAGCCAAGAAUAUCUCACCAGCUUGAAACGAGUAAUCAAAACAUAUGUGGAGUUACACUCACUUUGCUUCCUUGGUGCUCGGUCUUGGGUGGAGAAAACGUUUUUCGAUACAGCAGAGCUACAGUCCCCGCCACUUGACCAAAAGAGUUCAGACCUAGGAGCUCGAAAUAGGGAAAGUAAGGAUGGCGACCGCGAUAUGGCCGACACCCCAUAUUCGGCACGGUCGAUAACGAAGUUAUUGAAAGCCUUGGGGAAGCUGAAUGCCGCGCUUGCGACUCCUGCGAAUGGUCUUACACCGCCUUACCCCGGUGCGUACAACCAAAGUGGCCCUUUGCCGUCAGUGGACUAUUCAGGACGGAUAUCGGGUUCCAGGAGUGAUCCCAGUAAUGGCGGUGGUAGCUAUGAUCCGUUAGGAAAGGGCGAGAUUGUUGUUCCUGGGAUGAUGCUGCCAAUCACUCCGGAAAGUGCUACCGCCUCAAGUGGAGACUUGAAUUUUGGCGAUAUUAUGGCGCGGGCCGGCGAGUUCGUGCAACCAGCCUUGGGGGAAUGA
Molecule: messenger RNA, 1146 nt
Organism: Endocarpon pusillum Z07020
Lineage: Eukaryota; Fungi; Ascomycota; Eurotiomycetes; Verrucariales; Verrucariaceae
Exons: 2
Coding region: 1-1146 (381 amino acids)
Biological process (GO): DNA-templated transcription
Molecular function (GO): carboxy-lyase activity; zinc ion binding; DNA binding
Source: RefSeq, a predicted model, not a curated record